UGUCAGAUAUCCGGAGGGGCGGGACUCUUGUUUUCGACUGACAGCAGACGCGUCCAAUGAAAAGUCUGAACAGGCGUCCUCAGCUGCCUGUGGGCCAAUCAGCUUCUUUUCACAGAGGACUCUGACAGAACGGAUACAAGAUGUCUAAACUGCCUCAGAGGAGUUUCUUUCAUUGAUUGUCCUCUGCUUGAGUUUUUAAGUGUUAAAGCGCAGAGUCCAGUUUCUCAUAAUUUAGACGAGAUUUGUGGACAUUUGUAACGAAUAACCUAAACGAAAAGUUUGUCUGUCUACGACCGUUAUCUCUCUCCGAGACGUUAGUGACGAUUUGUAUGUAUGUUGUCAUCACGUUACGUAGAGUAGACGUAAGCUAUGAUCUCACGGAAAGAACUGUAUUUACACUAAUCAGAGUGAUGAAGACUCCUCCAGACAGGUCAGGAAUCACUUUUGAGGUCGGAGCACAGCUGGAAGCCCGAGAUCGACACAAGAACUGGUACACAGCUACGAUUGAAAAAAUCGACUACGACAAAGAGCGGGUCCUGAUCCACUACCGCCAGUGGAGCCGUCGACACGAUGAAUGGUUUCAGUGGAACUCGCCGUACCUUCGCCCGCUGGAGCGAGUCAGUCUGAGGAGGCAGGGCCUGAAUCCACCAUGCUCACAACCAAUGUUUGUUUCAGGUACGAAGGUUCUGGCCUGUUGGACAGACUGUCGUUUCUACCCGGCCAAAAUCCUCAGGGUCAACAAAGACGACUCCUACACGGUGCGUUUCUAUGACGGCGUGGUUCGGACUGUGAAGCCCACCAAAGUCAAACCCUUCCAGGAAAGGUCCAGAUCUGAGAAGAGUGCAGUGGGAAGUGAGGGAUGGGAGGAAGGAGAGAGCGAGGAGGAGGAGGAGGAGCAGCAGGAGGAGGAGGAGCAGCAGCAGCAGGAGGAGGAGGAGGAGGGUGGUGGAGAGAGAGGGGAAGAGGAGAAGAAGGAAGAGGAGGCGGAGGAGAAGGUGACAUCAGAGGAGAAGGAGGGAGCUGUGGGGGAGGAGGAGGAGGAGAGGAAGAGAAAGGCAGAGGCUUCAUCCUCCCAUCCACCAGCAAAGAAGAAAACAGAUGACAGUAGAAACAGUGGAGCUGCUGACUCCGCCCAGCCAGCCACUCCUAACCCCGCCCACAUCGACAGAGACGUCCUGUUGGAGCGUCAGGCUCACCUGCCCACCACGCACAAAUUCAGCAGAGAGCCAUUGUACAGAGUGAUAAAGAACCAGCCUCCUCCAAUCCUCUCCAUCGAGUUGGACCACAACCCCUUCAAAUGUCCUGCAGCAGGCUGCACCAAGUCCUUCAGGAAGGCGAGUCUGCUACACUACCACAUCAAGUACUACCACUCCGACCAGCAGCUGGACGAGCAAGGCAGCGAGCAGGAGGCACCGAGGAGGAAGCGGUCGUCUUCUGAGGGAGGCGACUUCACGUCAGACAGGAAGAAUGAGAACCAGAAUAUCGCCUGUCACCAUGACGACAGAGAGCACAGCACCAUGGGAACAGAAGUGAAGAAGGACGGAGGGAGGGAAAAAACUGGAGGACAGAACAGAAAGGAAAGGAAGAACUUCCUGAGAAUCAAACUAAAGAAGAAGAAAAAGAAGAAGAAGAAGAAGAAAAGUCAGUCAGGACUCGGCAGCAGCGACGAUGAGAACUCAGACAGACCUCCAAUCACUCUGAAGCUGACCACUGGACUCCACAACACAAACACACAAGUUGACGACGGCAGCGACUGGUCGACGCUGACGGCAGAGAGCGGAGAGGAUGCGUCCUCUUGGCCUGUCGCUAUGGAGACGGAGGAGUGUGAGGUGGUGAGGUGUGUGUGCGAGGUGGACGAGGAGAACGACUUCAUGAUCCAGUGUGAGUCGUGUCUGUGUUGGCAACAUGGCACCUGUAUGGGGUUAUACGAAGACAACGUCCCACAUAACUACAUCUGCUACUACUGCAGACACACUGCAGGUUGGAGGCGGGCCCAGCGUUUCCUGUCGGAGCCUGAUUUGCUGAUCUCAGGUCACAUGUUUGGCCUUUCCUGCGUGAAGGAGAACUACUCGGAGAUCAACGCCUCCAAGAUCACGCACACCAGCCGCCUGCUGUCGCACACACACGGCCUCACUCAGGUCCUCAGUGGGCUGCAGCUUAAAAUCAGCCUGUUACACUCUCCGUCCCACCCCGAUCUGCAGCUGUGGAGGUUGCCGUGGAGACUGGAAGAUGGGCCAAGGUUGACGUCCAGCCCGAGAGGAGACCCGGCCAUCUGUUACGUCAGCAGCGAGCACUGCUACCAGAAGCCUGGGGGAUCAUGGGAAAAAGCAGAGGAGAGGGAGACAGUUGAAGUGAAGCAGGAACACGACACUGAGCAGAAGGAAAUAAAACUCGAAGACGUCAACAAGCCGGUGACCGACGCUACGACAGACGACAACAGAAACGCUGUGACGCACACAGACACACACAGCGGCACCGCCGUAAAAACGGAAAAGCACACACACGCAGACUGCGGGGAGCACACGCACACCCAGACGCACACACCUGAACCUCGUCCAGCGUCGGUGGCCGAGUGUCAGCUGAACCUGCUGGAGCACGUCGAGUCUCUUCACCACCAGAUCAGCGCCAGGAUGGACCUGAUAGAGCGAGAACUCGACGUGUUGGAGUCCUGGUUGGACCACUCGGGCGAGCUUGAGCCUCCCGACCCUUUGUCCCGCCUCCCACAGCUCAAGCAGCGAAUCAGGCGGCUGCUGCAUGACCUCUGCAUCGUGAGACGCCUGUCAGUCUGCCGCUGAUGCUUCCACUCCUUCAUCUCUGACCCCUGACCUUUGAUCCUGCAAGUCACUGCUAGCCAAUCGAAGCAAACGGACAGACAGACUGACAGACUGACUGGCUGACGAGGCUGGCACACGACUAAAUAGACUUGUCGAGAACGAGUCGAAGAGCGUGUCGCUCUGAGUCACAGGACAGCGCCCUCUCUGGUGAAGAAAAGGUGCACUGGAACAAGAGAGCGGAAAAGGGCGAUUAUUUUUUUAAAAAGUGACUGAACAGUUGAUUUUUGUAGUUAAAUUUCACAAAGGUACAAGAAACAUUUCCCAGACAACAGGACUCCAUGUUCAACAACAGUUGUUCAAGAACAUGCCAGGUUUGAUUAACAGUUGAUUUACAGUUACAGCUGAGUUUAGACUGAACUUAAUACAUUAGCAGCUCUCCAGGCUAACAAACUUACUAUUUUGUGUGAAAUGUAAAUUGCUUACAAACAAACCUGAAGGACUUAGAUAGUUUUUCAAAGACCCAAUGCUUUUAUUAGUUGGAUAUUUCUCAGAUUUUGUGACAUUAACACUACCUGAGAAUGUUUUUUAGGGAUUAUUAUUCUUUUUAAGUAAAACAGAGAAGGUCUGGUUAUAGCAGAAAGUUUUCAUUUAUGCAUCUUCGGAAAAUAUUUGGUUGUAAAAGCUUAGUGACGACUAACACACCGGCUGUAUCAGCACUACUUACUCACCUGUAGCAUAUGUUUUUUUUUUUUUUUUUUUUUUACAGGAUUUUACAUCAUUUCAUUGAGUAAAGAGUUCAUAAAUAGCUAAAAAUAGCUUUGCUAACUAUAAGUGUAACGAUUCUGAAAACAAAACCGGGAUACAAACAUCCACAAUCGCGUAUUGCGAUACCGGAAGACAAAGGUGCUAUAUGAGAUUGUGGAAAUAUUAAUACCUUCAACUGCGUGUCAUGUGACUGUCUUGGUCCAAUCAUGAUCAAAUAAUGCCACCUGCGGUAAAAGUUAGGCUAGUUUCAUUAGCUUACGAUGGAAUAACCCAGAGAUUUCCGACACCCCCAGGCACAUUCCGGUCAGCAGUGUGGGAACGUUAUUAUUACAAAAAUCAAAGCGAACCAUGGAUUCUGAGAAUCGUUACACGGCUAUUGCUGUUAACUAGUAUCAGCUGUCAGUUAACAAGCUAGUUAGCUCAGAUGCUAACGUGACAAUAACUUCACAUAGUGCAUUUUAAAAGACAUUUUUGUAGCAUGGAUGUGUUCUCCUAAAGGCUCCUGUUACUUCUGCGUUGAAUCGACGCUGUUGGUACACCGUAGCCUGACGUGAACCUCCCUAGAAAUGUAGCUACAUGUUGCUGCGACGCAGACCACAACAGCUGUGAUUGGUCGGCUCGUAUUUAACUCUCAGUGGCAGGAGGAGCUCAGAAAACUCCCCCUUCCUCUGCUGCAGUCAGUCCAGUGGUCGUACACGAAGUACAUAAAGAUACGCGACACAGUGGCGUAUAAACUCCAUCGCCACCAAAUGUUUUGGUGGUGUAAUUGCAGACACACAAGUAUAAGUGCUCACAAUAUCGUAUCCUCUGUGUCAAUCCUAUGUUGUUUGCCCAUUUUAAAUUAAAUUAACCAACAAAAUCUUCCUCCGUUGUGACACAAAAACCAUUUUCAAAAUGUAAAUAUGUGUAAUUGAAUGUUUUAUACUCUUAUACAAAAGCUCACUGUAUAAAGCUGCAGAUUUAUUUUGAUAGAAAGAUGGGUUAUGAAUCUACAAUGGAGUAUUGGGGGAAGAUAUUUUGAGAAAACGUUGUCAUUUCCAGAAAAAAGUCAAAAUAUCACAAAAGAAAUAAAAAGUGAUUCAUUAUUGAUGUGAAAUUCUCAAAAUAUUACAAAUUAUUCUUUAAAAUGUGAUUUAUGUCUGGAAGUAUACAAACUUUUUUCUCAAAAUGACGACUUUGUUCUCAAAAUCUGUGUUUUUUCCUCUAACAGUGACUCUCAUGCUUUCACAUACAUUUUGCUGAGUAACUGAUGUGUUUUCAGUUCCUGACAGUGUUUGGUAGAGGAACACGCAGCUUCUGGUGCUUCUCUUUAAUUAUUGUGCAACUACAUCUGUUUUUCAUUUUGAUGCUGUUUGAUCACCAGUUCAGUUUAGUUCCGUUUGUUUGGAUGGUCCUCGUCCACUUGGACAAAGUUCACCUCCAAACUGAUAAAUCCACCUGAACGCAAACACGAUUUAGUCAUUGUUUUGUCCGAGUUGACGAGGACCAGCCCCCAAAGUUCACACACAUCAGCUUCAAAGUCAUAAGUAAAAGUUUUCUUUUUUAUUUUCAUACUCUGAUUAAAGCAUGAAGAUUUUUUUUUUCUGAGGAAUUCAAACUUUUAUUAAAAUGAUAAAAUUCCA
This is a messenger RNA of Lates calcarifer (barramundi perch), 5161 nucleotides long. RefSeq names its product PHD finger protein 20. The transcript is spliced from 18 exons. The coding region runs from base 330 to 2795 and encodes 821 amino acids. The record is from RefSeq and is a predicted model, not a curated record. Gene Ontology annotation, biological process: regulation of transcription by RNA polymerase II. NCBI's taxonomy places the organism in Eukaryota, Metazoa, Chordata, Actinopteri, Centropomidae. Gene Ontology annotation, cellular component: MLL1 complex; nucleus; NSL complex.